UGCUUCCCACGGGUCUCUCUUGGAAGACAGAUUUAGAAUCCGAACGCGGGAGAGGAAAGAGGCAGUGGCCCCGAAAUAGACAAGAGGAAGAGCAGAAGGGAAGGAGAAAGCAGCCUCUUCCUAGGGAGGGAUUCUGUCAAGGCCACUCAAACGUUUCUCCGCGGCUGCAAGGGAGAAGAGGUUUGUUUUUCUUUUAGAAAAACGGAGCCCUUUUCCCUACUGGGCUCAAUUUCUAGUAGGAGAACCCCGCCUCCUUGGGCUACCGAUUGGCUCAACUCUUUUUAAGAUAAUUUAUGCCAGCAUCCUCUCGGCCUGAUUGGCUCGCUGGCUCAAUUCUGAUGGGAGUCGCAUCCUACCUGGUUGGGAGGUGCACUGCCUUUCCACACUCUCCCUUCUUGUACUCAGCCAGCUGCUGCUGAGGUGGGAGGAAAAGUCCUGGCUGGGAGAAUUGAGCUAGUGCAGCACACGCAUAGAAAAAGCGAUUCCGAUGGGUCCUUUGAAAGCUUUUCUCUUCUCCCCUUUUCUUCUGCGGAGUCAAAGUAGAGGGGUGAGGUUGGUCUUCUUGUUACUGACCCUGCAUUUGGGAAACUGUGUUGAUAAGGCAGAUGAUGAAGAUGAUGAGGAUUUAACAGUGAACAAAACCUGGGUCUUGGCUCCAAAAAUUCAUGAAGGAGAUAUCACACAAAUUCUGAAUUCAUUGCUUCAAGGCUAUGACAAUAAACUUCGUCCAGAUAUAGGAGUGAGGCCCACAGUAAUUGAAACUGAUGUUUAUGUAAACAGCAUUGGACCAGUUGAUCCAAUUAAUAUGGAAUACACAAUAGAUAUAAUUUUUGCCCAAACCUGGUUUGACAGUCGUUUAAAAUUCAAUAGUACCAUGAAAGUGCUUAUGCUUAACAGUAAUAUGGUUGGAAAAAUUUGGAUUCCUGACACUUUCUUCAGAAACUCAAGAAAAUCUGAUGCUCACUGGAUAACAACUCCUAAUCGUCUGCUUCGAAUUUGGAAUGAUGGUCGAGUUCUAUAUACUUUAAGAUUGACAAUUAAUGCAGAAUGUUAUCUUCAGCUUCAUAACUUUCCUAUGGAUGAACAUUCCUGUCCACUGGAAUUUUCAAGCUAUGGAUACCCUAAAAAUGAAAUUGAGUAUAAGUGGAAAAAGCCCUCCGUAGAAGUGGCUGACCCUAAAUAUUGGAGAUUAUAUCAGUUUGCAUUUGUAGGGUUGAGAAAUUCAACUGAAAUCUCUCACACAAUCUCUGGGGAUUAUGUUAUUAUGACAAUUUUUUUUGACCUGAGCAGAAGAAUGGGAUAUUUCACUAUUCAGACCUACAUUCCAUGCAUUCUGACAGUUGUUCUUUCUUGGGUGUCUUUUUGGAUCAAUAAAGAUGCAGUGCCUGCAAGAACAUCACUGGGUAUCACUACAGUUCUGACUAUGACAACCCUGAGUACAAUUGCCAGGAAGUCUUUACCUAAGGUUUCUUAUGUGACUGCGAUGGAUCUCUUUGUUUCUGUUUGUUUCAUUUUUGUUUUUGCAGCCUUGAUGGAAUAUGGAACCUUGCAUUAUUUUACCAGCAACAAAAAAGGAAAGACUGCUACUAAAGACAGAAAGCUAAAAAAUAAAGCCUCGAUGACUCCCGGUCUCCAUCCUGGAUCCACUCUGAUUCCAAUGAAUAGUGUUUCUGUGCCACAAGAAGAAGAUUAUGGGUAUCAGUGUUUGGAGGGCAAAGAUUGUGCCAGCUUCUUCUGUUGCUUUGAAGACUGCAGAACAGGAUCUUGGAGGGAAGGAAGGAUACAUAUACGCAUUGCCAAAAUUGACUCUUAUUCUAGAAUAUUUUCCCAACAGCUUUUGCCUUGUUCAACUUGGUUUAUUGGGUUGGCUAUCUUUACUUAUAAAAUCUACUUCAUAAGCAAAAGUCAAAAGAAGUUUGACUAAAUUCAAUAGAAUCUUUUGUCCUUCAGUAACUUGAAGUUUAAAUUUAAAAUGCAGAGAAAACAAUGGUUAAAAUGUGAGUAGUAUUGUAACUAUGUUAAGGCCUUCAGAAGUAAAUAAAGUAGCAGGUUUCAGGCUAAUUUACAUGAAACUGAUUAGUUGCAAAAUGCAGUAGAUUAAAAUACUCACCUAUUUUUAUUUAAAUUUUCUUUAAUUUACUUCUAUGUUGUUAUAAUUUUGAAUGUUUAAGUUCUAUGAUUCAUGUUUUAAAGAUGGAAUUAUUUUAAUACAUAUUUUGUUUAAAUAUAAACUAUAAUUGUUUUGUAAUGUGAGACUAAUGACUAAUAUUUAUGUAGCAACUUUUUUGCCAGAAAAAAGAUUGUUAAUUUGUUUUUUCUUGCUUUUCCUUUGCUUGCCCUGCCUGAAAUACAGUUAGUUGAUAACAUAAAGCCAUAGUUUUCUUGGAUUUGCUUCCAAGAUAUUGUAUUCCCAAGAAGAAAUUGAUUUAUUUUUAACCUAUCAAUUACAGAAGACUUAUGAAAAGGUCAACUUUUACCUGUCUUUUAGUCCAGUCCAUUUUCUGGCACAAUAUUAAACAGAACUCCAGUUACAUUUACUUUGGUGAUUUGCAAACUUGGAAAGAAGCCACCAGUCAUUUUUUAAGAAUGUAAGAUGGAAAAAAUCAGGUAAAAUCUAACCAUUUUAUUCUCUGCUUCAUAGCAUUUAUAAUGUAUAAUGAGGUUAACAAUGAAAUAUUAAAAUCUGCAAAUGCAAAUUAAUGCAAAUUAAAUGCAGAGAGAAAUUUUCUUUUCUUUAUGUUUUAUGAAAGUGUUGCAGUCCCUAAAAUAAAAAUAUUGAGGAACGGUGCUUGUAUUUACUCAUGUGGUUAAAAAAUUAUUACCUGGAAAACUGAAUUGCAGGUCAUAUUGAGGACAAAAUCUUAAAUAUGUGCUAUUAGCAUUGUUUUUAGACUAGUAAUAUUCAGAAAACAGUUUUUGGCCUGCAUUACAUAUUGCUUCUUCCAGCUCCAAAGUUUUGGACCCUGUCAGUUUUGCAACUACAUUAUACAUUAUUAUAAUAUUAUUUUUUUCUAGAAACUGGGGGCAGCCUCAAAAUCAUCUUAAAGAGGGAGUUUUGUUAGAGGCAUCUUUAUGAACAUGAGUGUGAGAUCUCUCUAAAUUCUUAGCGUCUCACUGGAUGUAAAAUCUAUCAGUUAAUAGUUUUAAAAAUGCCUCUUUUUUUAAACAGAGAGUUAAAUUUAGGCUUCAAUCAUUAUAAUCCUGUAAGUAGCUUGACAUAUCAAUUGUUUAUAAGAUUCAUCACAUAAAUUUCUGGAGAACAAACAGGUUUUGCCUGGAAAUAACCUUUAAAUGUUGUUUCUGUUGCCAAGACCAAUGAUCAUGAUGAAGAGUUUUAUGAUCACAGCCUAUCUUACUUAAGGUUUGAGAGGGAACCUGUCACCUCUGCAAUUGUCACUCUAGUUUUUAAUGUUAUAAUUCUGCUACAUGGUUAGUGAAUGUCUGGCAUGAUUAUACACAUGUAUUGGAAAUAUAUAGUUUUUAAAUUAUUUAUUUAUUUAUUUAUAGUUUACUGUGUGUUCCAAGCUAACUCUAAUUUUUUUCACUUGCUCAUAAACUUCUGAAAAAAAAAAAAA
This is a messenger RNA of Macaca mulatta (Rhesus monkey), 3575 nucleotides long. RefSeq names its product gamma-aminobutyric acid type A receptor subunit gamma1 (gene GABRG1). Gene Ontology annotation, cellular component: membrane. Gene Ontology annotation, biological process: monoatomic ion transmembrane transport; gamma-aminobutyric acid signaling pathway; chloride transport. The record is from RefSeq and is a predicted model, not a curated record. Gene Ontology annotation, molecular function: extracellular ligand-gated monoatomic ion channel activity; GABA-A receptor activity. NCBI's taxonomy places the organism in Eukaryota, Metazoa, Chordata, Mammalia, Primates, Cercopithecidae.